AAAUAAAAAGAAAGAAAAUCAAACAAACAAACGCCCGACAGAGAGUAAUAAUUAAAAAGAAUAAAUUUAGAAAAGGAAAAAAGCAGUUCAAUAACUUGGAAAAGAGAAAUCUAUUAAAGGCGCGGGAUCCCGGCGCGGGAUCUUUGGAAAACUAAGAGGAGAUAUAUAUAUCGGUACGGUGUACGUGUGCAUAUGCAUACGGUACCGGUACGGUAGAUAUAGAGUUGAAAUUGUUGGAUAAGCGCGAAGUGCAUGUUUAUAUUCUUGUUGGACCUGAUGCGUGAAAGCUAGUUUUCUUUGCGGCUUUUCAUUAUGGAGAACGAAGAUCAAGAUGUAGUUUCUAUGGUUGAUGUAUUGCAGCAAGAUAAUGAACUUGAAGAAGAAGCUGCAGCAGUUCUUGGCGAUAGUGAUGAUAAAUGUUGCACAUACCCGAUGGGUUAUGUGAGCAGACAGGCUCUCUAUGCUUGUUUGACAUGCAGAGGCAAUCAAGAUUUCCUGGCUGGUAUCUGUUUAGCUUGCAGCUAUGAAUGCCAUGAAGGUCAUGAAUUUGUGGAGUUAUACACAAAGAGGAACUUCCGUUGUGAUUGUGGGAAUUCAAAGUUUCCCAACUUGACGUGCAAGCUUUUCAAAAUUAAACAGCUAGUGAAUGCAGAAAACCAAUACAAUCAUAAUUUCAUUGGUGCCUACUGCACGUGCAAGAGACCCUACCCUGAUCCUGAUGAUUCAAUUGAGGAUGAGAUGAUCCAGUGUGUGGUUUGUGAAGAUUGGCUUCAUGGGAGGCAUCUUGGCUGUGCCAGUGUACCAGACAGUGAUGGCUACCAAGAAAUGGUGUGUGAGGCAUGCAUGGACAGAUGUAACUUUCUCUGGAACUAUAAUCUCCACAGUGUAGAAACAAAAGUUGUCAAAGAUGAAACCUCUUCUAACAUAGAUGUGACCACUAUGGAAGAGAAGGAACCUAGUUUGAUUGAAGCGACAGGUGGUCCAUCUGUUAAUAACUAUUCAGUGGAAACCAAGGAGGUAGCCUCAACAUCUUGUGAUAAUGUGACCAUGAACAAUGAAGCACAGAGGGAAGGAACCGAUCCCCAGAUAUCAAUAGAUGCAGAGACAUCGGGUGUAGCUUCUUCUAACAAGGUGUCAUCAGUAGUGGAAAGGAAAGGAGAUUUGUCAAGCAUUCCUGGAUCAGAUGGUGUAUCGUCUUCGACAGACUCCAUGAAGACUCCUGAACAGGUUUCUGGUGAAGGAGAUGCUACAAGGACUGAUACCUGCCAGGAAAGCAGUAUAGCAAGCAGUGGUCAUGACAGUGACACUGCUAAAGUGGAGCCAUCAGCUUCAAUACCUACAACUCUGCCAUCAGCUGCAAAGGAUGAAGUCUCGACAUCCGAGACUGCUUCAUCAUCUUCAAAUUCUACAACGUUGCUGACUCCUAGUGAAAGAGAAGUUCAUACAGAAGAAAAUGUAAAGGUUUCCAAACAAGAUACUGCAGAGGAAGACAAGAACUUGAAAACUGAUGAUUGCAGACUUAAGCAACUUAGCAACAGAACAAUUGAAAGAAAUAAAGGUGCUGUUUUCUGGCCAAUGGGGUGGAGAACCAAGCUUUGUACCUGUCCAGAAUGCAAGGCAAUGUAUGACAGACUGAACGUGAGUUUCUUGCAAGACCCAACUGAUUCUGUAGCAGCGUAUGAAGAGAGAGGGAAAGGCAAACGUAAGAGGUCCCAAUACGAUCAAGGGAUGGAAGCACUCUCUAACAUGGACCGUGUUCAGCAAGGCGAGAUGAUGCAUGGCUACCGUGAUAUGAAGUCGGCUCUUAGUGAUUUUCUGCGUAGCUUUGCUGAACAAGGAAAGGUGGUGACAGCCAGUGAUAUCCAGGAGUUCUAUGAAAGUCUGAACAGGAAACGGCAGAGAGUAGGAUCAGCAACGAGCAUGCAGUACAUGUGUCGCUGAAUGAAUUGAUCAUGGCUAGAAGACUGACCCAUGGGAUGAAUCGUAGUAAGAGGAAAUUCUGAGGUGAUAUGUCAGGAAUCUGGCAUGUAGCAGGUUUUGAUAUUCCAUGUUGAAAUUAAUACAUAGCCAGAAUGUGCUUUCAUGAUAAAGGUUCUACAUAGACAUUGCUUUAUGGUUGGUAUCUUUAAUAUUGUACAAGGAAUUUCAGCUGUUAACUCAAAAAGCCACAUUUUUCAUGUUACUCCAAACUUGAAACAGAGGAGGCAGCUGCUCGGCCAGUGCACACAGUUUUAUUAGUAAUAACUUGAUAAUGCCAUUUGUCUACACUCUAGAUACCCACUUAUCCUACGAAAAAAAAAAAUGAACUAUGCUCCUUUUUAAAAAUAUUCUGAAAGGGUAUUACAAAAUUUUUUUAGUUUAAUUUUUCUCAAAAAAAUCUCGGUGAUAGUUCUGUGCACAGAAAGCUAAUUGCAAGAAAUUACAGUAAUGAUUUUGAUAGAAAGGCUUCAAAUUUAUUAUUAAUAGUUACACCAUCAGCAUCACUGACACAGAUUAGCACACAUGGUCAUGUGUAUUACGACACAAGUUGAAGUAUACAGAAAAGAAUUGUUAAUCUGACAGAAUGCCAUGCUAAUUUUGCUCAUUUCACAGUAAUUAUUACUUCCUUAUGGAAUCAUUUGACAUGUUCAGGUAACUCUGCCUAAGUUUAAGUGUGACUUAUAGACCACACGUUAUACUUUGAAUAUUGUACCGUUUUUCAUUUUCAUGACUCAACUCUUGUACCUACCUGACUUUGUGUUACAUUUUAGAGAGAAAAAUCACUGAACAGGGAUUCAUAACUCGUCAGUGUCAAAAGUUACACAUUAAUUAACUUCUUAAAAUUUUAAAAUGUACAGCGCCCUCUUGUGUUCAAGCAGUUAUGCCUGUAUUGCCUCUAUGGUUUCCUAGUAGAUAAAACUUCAUCAGAUUUGCUUUAGAGAGUUUUGUUUUCUUCACAGUUAUGGACAGAAUGUAUAAUGUCAUAACAAUUUAGAAGGUAUAUAACCUUAGAUUAAAGAAAAAUUAUGGAAGCUAUGAAUUUCUUGGGUUUUUUAUUAAUCCAAUAAUAACGUGUAUGCCUUUCAUUCUGAUCCGUUCCACAUGAUUUCUAACUUCAGGAUGGACUUUUCUUUGGCUUACUUCCCCCCCCCCCUCCAAAUGAAAAUAUAUAUCAGUGAAUAAAAAGAAAAAAUGCAGAGGAAGACAUUGUGAUGUUUAGAUAAAUUUUGUUUUGGGUGUAACAAUUUGUGCCCAUUAGGUUGAUAACUUAUAUCAAUAGUUCAAUGGUUUUUCUGCAUAGACCAGUAUCCAGGCUUUACAGCAACUUAAUAUCCCAGAAAUUACACCCCAGUCCCCCCUCCCAGAAAACACACACUGACACACACCCUCAUACUCCCACACACACAGUGUUUUCUACCAAAGAGUACAAUGACUAUCCCCCUUAUUUUGCCUUUUCUUUCAUCUCUCAUCUGUGCACCUGGUUGAAUUUGAGCACUAAUAACAAAGCUUGUGGUUGGCUAAUGACUUAGAACACUUUGUUUCUCAUUGCUUUAUACACCAUUAUAGCAUUUUUUCCUUUUUUAUUAACAAUAUGGUCCCAGCUAUAAAGUAAGUCAAGGUUCUCCUUUCCGGAUGAAAACCAGGGAGUGUUAUUAAGCGAACACCCUGGUGUUGAGUUCUCUAUAAUAGGAUUUUUACAGUGUUAUCCCACAAUUUGCUCAUAUAACAUAACAUUAGUUCAGGUGAGAAGAUACCAAAUCAUUGUUAACCAUUCUCAGCAACUCUUUGUCGACUAUAUUUCUGAUGCUUUUAUGUUUUCCAGAAUUUUUUUUUUUCUGUAAUAUUAGUUCUAUAUGACUACGCCAUGAGAUUUUCAUUGAUUAUUACUCUCAUUUCAAUUGGUUUCCAUUUAUAUUGAUAUCAAUAUUCACAUCCUGGAUUUUUCUUAUUCCCUGUCUUGUACCCAGCACAAUAUAUUCGGAUUUGUUUACAUUUAAAUGUAAAUUAUUAAGAACAAGCCAUUGCCUUACAUAUUCCAGAUCUUCAGGUUGCAUUUAACUUCAAUCUGAUAAUAUAUUGAUCAUGUUUUUAUUUUCUACUAAAUACAGCUUCAAGAGCAUCAUAAGUAUUUCUCAUUAAUAGAAUACAAAUUACAUAAGAAAACAUACUGUUGACACAAAAUAAUUUUCUUUGUCAUAUUCUUAACUUCACACCAAUACAUGGACUCAGGAAGAAACAUCAAGUUCUUAAUGGAAAUUUAUAUUUUUCUCAUAAGAUAAUGCAGAUUGCAUUACUGUACUCUACAAAUAAAGAAGCAUGAAAUGUUUACAUCAAAACUAGUUUAUCUUACAUACUGUUAGAAUACUUUCCUUCAACUUCUUCUUUUUUUAUUUGCUAUGACUCUGAAAUGAACCAUACAUGUGUAGCACUAACAGUUUGAACUAUAUAUCACAUUAUGAAGCAGCGUGGUAUAAUGCUGAUCCAUUCUCAUAGACAGCUGUGCCUAUGCAAGGAUCACAAGCUUGGAACUGAGAGUUAAGGUAGAACUCUAGAGUUUGCCCUUCCUCGCUUUUUCUGCACUUCACAAAGUGAACUGCCUGUGUUCUCGGAAUUGCUACAGUGCAAGAGAUCAAAUUCUGCAGACUUCAUGAAGAGGACAUUCACCUUUAGAAUUCUGUUUGCAUACACGGCAAACUUUUCGGCUGUUGAUGACUUUUCUGGCACAGACAUCUCUAUAGACAGCAGCCUUCACAGUACCUCCAACAGCGUCAAUGACACCCUUUCCAUGAUGGCUUUCAAAGAAGCUCCAGGUUACUUCAAGGGACUCUGCAUACCUUGUGAGAAGGGAAAAGCAAAAUCUGGACUUAAAUUGGGCAGCCCAUCAGUCACUCAAGAAAAUGGACAUGCUUCAGGUCAAGAAAAAUCUGUUUGGCCAAUUCAAUCAACUUCCGGUUGCACUGAAAGGCACCAAACUUGUUGUGCUUAGUAUUAUCUGACACCAUGACGCAGGUCUCGGCAUAGGUUGGUUCUUGGACUCUGUACCAGUAGCAUACUGUGUAGAUGGAGAAAGCGUCAUGUCCGAAGUAUGCUGAUUGAAUUUCAUGUUGCUGUCUGUUUUCGUAGUUUUCACUGUAGUCGACUUGGAUAAGAACUUCAUCUGCCUCCAGGUGCUGACGUUUGUAAGACAUUUCAGCAUGCUGUCUCGGUCAAUUAUAGUGAUGACGCUUGAAAUCAAGGAGCUGUUUUGUUAACUCUCUACAGGCUAGCUUCUUUACCCUUGCUUUCUACUUGCACCUUCUCUGGAUAGUGUAUGCCUUCCUGCUUCUUCCACUGGUAGUAGGUCAAAUGAUCCACCUCCUUCAGUGAGUCAAAGCAACUGGAUAGGGCUUGGAGACCAGGACAAGCAUCACAUGUGCCAUCAACUCAGUCUGUGUUUUCAGGGUUGCAUUGGAUGAGACUCAUCAGCAAAGAUUUUGAUGAAGUGGGUGAGGCAAAAUUCCUUUGCAUUUAUUGACUGGAUGAGGAGAUCCAUAUUUUUGCACUUUGGACACAGGCAUAGAAAUAGUUGUUGAAUGAUUAGCAUGACAUAUGUUCUUAAAAAAAUAUUUGAUGAAUGGUCAUAGAUCUCUGAAAGCUUAAGUUGAUGUAUUAAACAAAAUUCUUUACUUUUAAAAUGAAUAGAAAUACGUACCAGUCUUAUUUCUUUGCCUGGCGUAAUCACUUGCCUUUUUUUUCAAGUCGCUCCAGGACUGCCUCAGGUUGGAGGCAGUACGACCAGGACAGCCAAGAGCCGCUAGCUGCUCUGACAGCUCCUCCCAUGCCUUUCUUCUUGUUUCUGCAACCUUUAUUUGAUAUGCAAACACACCAAAAAAAAAAAGUUUUUCCUGCAGUAAACUAAAUUUACACUCUUAAGUAAAAAAAAAAUAUGUAGGGUUCCUUAGGGUUGAUACUUUGUUUUUACGCUGCUGUUGUUUUCAUACACGGUCUUUGUUCUGCAGUCUCUCUUUAUUCAUUUCCCUGUAUAUCUUCUGUCUAGUUGUGUGAUCUUUCUUAGGAUGAUUUGGCGCCAUUGCAUUGGAUGAGACUCAUCAGCAAAGAUUUUGAUGAAGUGGGGGAGGCAAAAUUCCUUUGCAUUUAUUGACUGGAUGAGGAGAUCCAUAUUUUUGCACUUUGGACACAGGCAUAGAAAUAGUUGUUGAAUGAUUAGCAUGACAUAUGUUCUUAAAAAAUUAUUUGAUGAAUGGUCAUAGAUCUCUGAAAGCUUAAGUUGAUGUAUUAAACAAAAUUCUUUACUUUUAAAAUGAAUAGAAAUACGUACCAGUCUUAUUUCUUUGCCUGGCGUAAUCACUUGCCUUUUUUUUCAAGUCGCUCCAGGACUGCCUCAGGUUGGAGGCAGUACGACCAGGACAGCCAAGAGCCGCUAGCUGCUCUGACAGCUCCUCCCAUGCCUUUCUUCUUGUUUCUGCAACCUUUAUUUGAUAUGCAAACACACCAAAAAAAAAAGUUUUUCCUGCAGUAAACUAAAUUUACACUCUUAAGUAAAAAAAAAAUAUGUAGGGUUCCUUAGGGUUGAUACUUUGUUUUUACGCUGCUGUUGUUUUCAUACACGGUCUUUGUUCUGCAGUCUCUCUUUAUUCAUUUCCCUGUAUAUCUUCUGUCUAGUUGUGUGAUCUUUCUUAGGAUGAUUUGGCGCCAUUGCAUUGGAUGAGACUCAUCAGCAAAGAUUUUGAUGAAGUGGGGAGGCACAAUUCCUUUGCAUUUAUUGACUGGAUGAGGAGAUCCAUAUUUUUGCACUUUGGACACAGGCAUAGAAAUAGUUGUUGAAUGAUUAGCAUGACAUAUAUUCUAAAAAAAUUAUUUGAUGAAUGGUCAUAGAUCUCUUAAAGCCUAAGUUGAUGUAUUAAACAAAAUUCUUUACUUUUAAAAUGAAUAAAAAUACGUACCAGUCUUAUUUCUUUGCCUGGCGUAAUCACUUGCCUUUUUUUUCAA
Lytechinus pictus (painted urchin) is the source of this 6969-nucleotide messenger RNA. RefSeq names its product putative E3 ubiquitin-protein ligase UBR7. The record is from RefSeq and is a predicted model, not a curated record. The transcript is spliced from 10 exons. Gene Ontology annotation, molecular function: zinc ion binding; ubiquitin protein ligase activity. NCBI's taxonomy places the organism in Eukaryota, Metazoa, Echinodermata, Echinoidea, Temnopleuroida, Toxopneustidae. Gene Ontology annotation, cellular component: cytoplasm. The coding region runs from base 313 to 1941 and encodes 542 amino acids.